AGUUCGGGCAGGUUAGUUCAGAGUGAUUCGACUGCCCAAAGAUGAAAUUAGUAAUUUUAGUAGCCGCCUUUUUCGGUGUAGCCCUGGGAGAUGUAGCUUACCUCCCACCCAGAGCACCUGGAGGAGGAGGAGGAGGAGCCGGAGCGUUUCCUGGAGGUUCAGGAUUUGGCGGAGGCGGCUCCGGAUUUCCUGGAGGAUAUUCAGGAGGGCAAAAUAUUCCAAUAGUUAGGUACGUGAACAAUAAUAAUGGCGAUGGUACAUACAAUUGGCUGUACGAGACUGGAAAUGGUAUCAAUGCCGAAGAAUCUGGCGAUGCUAGAGGCGAUGGUACCAAAGCCCGUGGUUCUUUCUCAUACACUGCUCCAGAUGGUCAGAGGAUAAGUUUGCAAUAUACCGCUGACGAGAAUGGUUUUGUACCUUCCGGUAGUCAUCUGCCAACACCUCCACCAAUCCCAGAAGCCAUAUUAAGGUCGAUUGAAUACAAUAGGGCGCAUCCCAACGAAGAUGGCCAGUACAGACCUGGUGCAGAUGAGAGUGGACUUGGAGGUGGAUUCGGAGGUAGUGGAGGUGGUGGGGGCGGUUUUGGAGGUUACAGAUACUAAAUAAACCCUCAAAUCACCUCGUUCAAGCCAACAGUGUUCAAUACAGCCAGUACCGGACUCCACUCUUCGAAUAAAGCAUGUCUUGUAACCGAAUUAGUGAAUAUUUUAGUUGUAUAAUUGUUGUAUAGUGUUACGUGAUAUGCGUUUGUUCGAUCAAAAAUGUCUAUUUAUUGUAUAUUUUGUACCUGCAUGUAAA
Molecule: messenger RNA, 798 nt
Organism: Sitophilus oryzae (rice weevil)
Lineage: Eukaryota; Metazoa; Arthropoda; Insecta; Coleoptera; Curculionidae
Product: pupal cuticle protein 20-like
Exons: 4
Coding region: 42-602 (186 amino acids)
Cellular component (GO): chitin-based extracellular matrix
Molecular function (GO): structural constituent of chitin-based larval cuticle
Source: RefSeq, a predicted model, not a curated record